GGUCUACUUACGAACGGGGGAAAUAACUGUGAAUUGGGAGUGAAAAAAGUACCGUUUUGGAAUUACGAUUUUGUGGAAAAUAUGGAGUUUCUCAUAGGAAGCCCCUUCUCUUCUCCUGUUGGACAACGAAUUGACAGUCAUAAUAAGGGGAUAAUAUCUCCUGUUGAUGUUGACAGAACGAGCCACCAGCGCCGCGCUGCAUUCAGAGGACUGGGCCCUUAACAUGGAGAUAUGUGACAUCAUCAACGAGACAGACGAAGGACCCAAAGAUGCAGUCAAAGCCAUAAAGAAGAGGAUUGUUGGUAAUAAGAGCUUCAGGGAGAUCAUGUUGGCUCUGACAGUUCUGGAGGCAUGUGUAAAGAACUGUGGCCACCGGUUCCAUGUUCUAGUGGCGUCCCAGGACUUUGUGGAGGGGGUUCUGGUCCGAGCCAUCCUGCCCAAGAACAACCCUCCCACCACCCUGCACGACCGGGUGCUGAGCCUCAUACAGGCGUGGGCCGAUGCGUUCCGUAGCUCUCCCUCUCUGGGAGGUGUGGUCUGUGUGUACGAGGAUCUGAGGAGGCGGGGCCUGGAGUUCCCUAUGACCGACCUGGACGCCCUCUCCCCCAUCCACACCCCCCUCAGGAGCAUUCCAGAGAACGACUCCUCUGUUACAGUGCCAGCUCCACCACCUCAGAGUCAGACUCCCCGUGGCCCUGCUGCCCCUGCUGCCUCGUCCCCUACCCAGGCUGCGCUGACUGCCGUGCCCCCACAACUCAGCGAUGGACCCAUCUCCAUCUCUCCUGAACAGGCCCAGAAGCUGAGAGUUGACCUGGCUCUGGUCAGGGGGAACCUGACUGUGAUGACUGAGAUGUUGAACCAGUUGACGCCUGGACAGAGCCAGCAGGAGGACUCGGAGCUACUGCAGCAGUUGUACCAGGUGUGUAGGGAGAUGCAGAGCCGUGUGGUGGAGCUGAUCCCCAGGCUGGUGGACGAGGGCCUCAUAGAGGAGCUGCUGGUCGUCAACGAUGACUUAAACAAUGCCUUCAUCCGCUACGACAGGUUUGACAGACUCAAUAAGGCCCAGAGAACAGCUACAGAGCAGCAGACUCCUGCCAGGGCCAACCUCAUUGACCUCAGCCCUGUGCCCCAGUCCCUCAGCCAACCAGCAACCACCUCUGCGGCCGCCAGCCAACCCGCAUUCAGCGCUCCCUCUAAUCAGAGGCAGGCAGCCAACCACAGUGCACCAGAGGAGGAUGAGUUUGACAUGUUUGCCCAGACCAGGGGCAGCUCUCUGGCCGAUCAGAGGAAGAGUAUGCGGUACGAGGACCCAGGAGCAGUGGAAGGACUGGCUGGAGCCCUGGACACCAGGUUACAGGUCACUGGAGCGAUUCCUUCGUCUAAGCCUAGCCCUAAGAACUCCGCCCUGGAAGACAUUGACAGAUGGCUGUCUGCGGACACAGAAACGCAACCAGAGGCUGGGGACAGGGAAGGGCUGACCAGUGAGGAGUUUGACAAGUUUCUGGAGGAAAGGGCGAAGGUGGCCGACCACAUUCCCUCAACACGCAGCCUGCCCCCUGUCUCGUCCAGGCCCCCGCCACAAUCCGCCCGGCAACAGGAGAGCUCCCAUGACCAGCUUUUCUCACUCUGAGAGAACGGCGCACGCACAGCAGAGGUGGACUCACAGGUCGACACAUAGUCCUAGCCAACACAUAGGAUGAACACGCAUAGUGCCUUGCUACCUUUUUAAUCAUAGUGCUUCUACUUUGAAAUGAUGUUUUUCAGUCUUCACUUUGUGCUGUUGCUAGUCUAGGACAUGAUGACGAUCGGUUAUGCUAUGGUGGCACUUUACCUUAUCAAUGUGUGUGUGUAUAUAUAUAUAUAUCUAUAUCUCCUGAGUAUGCGUGCUUGGUUACACACACACUGCGUGGUGGUAUUUAUUUUAUUUUUUAUUGAAUAAUUAUUUAACUAGGCAAGUCAGUUAAGAACAAAUUCUUAUCUUCAAUGACGGCCUACACCGGCCUAACCCAGACGACACUGGGCCAAUUGGGACUCCCAAUCACAGCCGGUUGUGAUACAGUCUGGAUUCGAACCAGGGUGUCUAGUGACGCCUCUAGCACUGAGAUGCAGUGCCUUAGACCGCUGCGCCACUCGGGAGCCCCCACUCGGAUAUCACGUCAUUCAAAAGCCUAUACACUGAGGGUACAAAACAUUAAGAACACCUUCCUAAUAUUGAUCCCCCAGAACAGCGUCAAUUUGUCUGGGCAUGGACUCUACAAGGUGUCGAAAGCGUUCAACAGGGAUGCUGGCCCAUGUUGACUCCCAAUGCUUCCCACAGUUGUGUCAAGUUGGAUGGUGUCCUUUGGGUGGUGGACCAUUGAUGCACACAGGAAACUGUUGAGCAUAAAAAACCCAACAGUGUUGCACUUCCUGACACAUUCAAACCGAUGCGCCUGGUACCUACUACCAUACGCCAUUCAAAGGCACUUAAGUAUUUUGUCUUGCCCAUUCAUUCACUCUCUGAAUGGCACACAUACACAGUCCAUGUCUCAGUUGCCUCAAGGCUUAAAAACCCUAUUUAACCUGUCUCCUCCCCUUCAUCUACACUGAUUGUAGUGGAUUUAACAAGUGACCUCAAUAAGGGAUCAUAUCUUUAACCUGGAUUCACCUGGUCAGUCUGUCAUGGAAAGAGCAGGUGUUCUUAAUGUUUUGUACACUUAGCACAGACCUGUAAGUAUACACUAUGUACAUUUCCUGAAUGCUGAGACCAGUUGAAUCAAUGCAGAAAGCAAUAUCAACCUUUUUUAAUGGAGAUUCACAGUUAAUUCUAAUUCUGAAGUUUAGUAGUUCAUAUACUGCACUAUGUGAACUGUGUGUAUGUGCAUAUAUAUAUAUGAAGUCUAGUAUUAUGAAUGAAAAUAAAAUAAAUUGAUAUUUGAAAA
Molecule: messenger RNA, 2921 nt
Organism: Salmo salar (Atlantic salmon)
Lineage: Eukaryota; Metazoa; Chordata; Actinopteri; Salmoniformes; Salmonidae
Product: target of Myb1 membrane trafficking protein
Biological process (GO): signal transduction
Cellular component (GO): membrane; endosome
Molecular function (GO): clathrin binding; ubiquitin binding; phosphatidylinositol binding
Source: RefSeq, a predicted model, not a curated record